CGCGGUUCCAUUUUCGACCCUGGUUUGCAAUCGUUCCCCCCAAACUCUCUCACGAUGAUUGCCAUUUGCUCUCCUCUCUCUCUUCGGAUUGCCGCAGUUCUGUGGUUUGCGGCAACCUCCACCAUGCCGUGUGUCUCUUCUGCACCUCCCUCAAGCACGUGCUAUGGAAGCCAUGAAACCUCUUCCGAGUCGAAGAGUCGUGGGCCUCCGGCGCAAGCCAACUGCCACAGCAAGCCGGUCAACUGCAAAGACCGAGAGCUGCAGAAACUCCUCCCCCAAGGGAGGGAACUGCCUGAGUCCGUUGCCGAGUGGUACUCGCGCGUCCUUGAGCCAUCGCAUGAAGAGUCGCUCAACUUGCAAGGGCGACGGCGCACUAAGUCGAUCACACCGUCGCAGCGAAGCACAGGUGCGAUCAACUCCCAUGAGAUUGCGGCGCAGCGAAGCGAAGGUGUUUCUGCUCCUCCGUCAAGCACGCGGGGUGGAAGGCCCGCAGUGUCGUCGUCGGCAGUUUCGAGGAGUCGUGAGCGUCGGGCGCAAGGCGGCAAAAUCUCGUCGGCAGUUUCGCGGAGUGGUAAGCAUUGGGCUCGGAUGAAGCUAACGGAGAGUGAGGAAAAGGAUAUCCUCAGGCUGGCCGAAAGCAAGGAAUUGCCCAAGUCCAUUGCGCGGCGGUUCUUGCGAGUCCUCCAGACAUCGGUGAGGCUCACUGAGAGCGAGGUAAAGCAUAUCCUCAGUCUGGCACAGAACAAGGGUUUGCCCGAGUCCAUUGUGCCGUUAUUCUUGCGAGUCCUCGAGACAUUGGCGAGCGACUCUGUCGAGAUGGACGAACGAAGCCCCGAGUUUCGAACGGGGAGGCGAGCCUCCAGUGGGGUGGACUUUACGGACAAGGCUAUUCAGGAAACCGCCACCGAAUGUGGAGAGCCGCACGGUCGCGUCCUUGAGGAUAUGGGCGACACCGGUCCGUUCCGGUACUUAGACAGGAACGUGCUGACAUUUCGAGGCAAUUUGCUCUUCCCUUCCUCGCAGAGUAAUUACCCGUACGGAGGCAUCCAUGGCGUGCAACUGUCGAGUGUGGACGAAUCGAUUUACUUCCUGUCGUACGGGGGAGUGUGGAGCUUGCCUACCGGCUCAAGCUCGUACGGUGUUGGCGCGGUCAGACGGGUUUAUGGCUCCUUAGGCGAUGAUCGAGGUUUCACGAUCGUGGAUAUGGACAGGUACUGGUACGGGGCCCAAGGGAGAUUUCUUCUGGUCGCCGAAGCCGCUCCUGACAGCCUGAAAACUGUUUACUUUUCAACGGAUCAUGGGAUCUACAAGAUGCAUCUCCCGACUUCCGGAUUUGGCUCAAUAGUCCCUCUCAUCGAUGAAGCGUCGGCGAUAGGAUCAGUUCAAGCCAGCAUUUCCGGGGACGCGGCUUUCAAUGCCGUUCGCCUGAGCCAGCAUGCCUUCUCCGUUGACGGCCAGUUCAUGUACGUUGCGGACGAACGCGGCUACGCCGUCUACCGCGUUUGGAUUGCGAGCGGUGAGGUGGAGAAUAUCGGUAGUGGUUAUGUUGAUGUGGACAUGAAGCGCCCCUAUGGAUUAGCCUUGACAUCGGACGGUUGUAAUCUGUUCGUGUCAGAGUGGUCGACCGGGAGGAUCACGCUAAUCACCUUCGAAAGCAAUGGUGGCCUCGUGAAGAGCAUCCGAACACUCGCAGGUAGGAGCAGCGGUCGCUAUACGGAAGCGUCCGUGGACCUUUUCGGUUUGGCGAUCUCACCAGAUGACUCGUAUCUAUACGUCGGAGCGUACGAGGCGGUCCUCAAGUUCGAGAUCGACACUUGGGGCUUGCCCUCCUGUUCUCCUAUCUCAUCUUCGCCUCCAUCCGUUCCUCCUUCGAGCAGACCCAUCAUUUCGUUUACGCCGCCACCACCCUCCACCUCUACGCCGCCACCGCACUUCAUCUCAAAUUCGUCCUCUGCUCCUAUCAGCAGCUCCAGUCCCCGCGCUGCUAAGAAGCAAACCGAUCUCACACCCGUUGUCAUCGCUCUCGGCGUUGUUUUGCCCGUCGUAGGAGCCGCGCUCGGUGUAUUACUGGUCUGGUGUCUGUGCGGCAUACAGCGGCGGCGGCGAGAGGCAGAGUCACGAGCAAUCGAUAGACCCGUGCCGUCCAUCGAUACCACAGAUGUCCGGGCACGAUCGCAGCAGAUCGAGCCAGUGGCUUUCACAAACAAUCCGACGGGUACGCAGAACUGGUGGCAAAGACCAGCCGGAGCAGGGACGUUGCCCAAUGAUCGUCUUGACGUUGUUGCUGCGUAGAGUUCGCUUUCCUUUUUCCUCAAAAACGGCCCGGGUGCAGAAUAAGACACCUCAAUCAGGCUCCCAUCGCGGAUCAUCGUGAUGGAGACGGUUUGGACAGGGGGAUGAAUAAACUGGGAGGCGUGAUGUCAUCCGUCAAUGAAGUGGAUGUUAAACC
Messenger RNA from Chara braunii, 2449 nucleotides. NCBI's taxonomy places the organism in Eukaryota, Viridiplantae, Streptophyta, Charophyceae, Charales, Characeae. The record is from the annotation of a GenBank genome assembly.